Messenger RNA from Olea europaea var. sylvestris, 1165 nucleotides. Its product is annotated as probable anion transporter 6, chloroplastic. The coding region runs from base 146 to 1150 and encodes 334 amino acids. Gene Ontology annotation, biological process: transmembrane transport. Lineage: Eukaryota; Viridiplantae; Streptophyta; Magnoliopsida; Lamiales; Oleaceae. Gene Ontology annotation, molecular function: transmembrane transporter activity. The record is from RefSeq and is a predicted model, not a curated record. The transcript is spliced from 8 exons.
AUCCUCCACCUUCGUGGCAAUCUAUGGUCCUUCCUUAAUUGUCCUGUUUCUCAAACUACGUUAACUGCCACAUCUCUAGUCUUUUGCCACUUUCCUCAAUUUUUUCUUCCGCUUUUUAUGGCCUCAAGAAAAUAAGAGGAAAAAAAUGAUGGCCAAGUUCACCUUAAACCCAGACACCAAAAUCUGUUAUUAUCCAGCUUACACAACCCAAAAAGCUUCAAUCUUUAGAACUUCUAUCAAAUCCCAAAACUGGAAUGGGUUACCCAUUAAUCCAAGCUUGAAAAGGUUCAAGGUUUCUUGCAGCAUAAAAGAGAAAGAGACCGAAAAUGCUGAAGAAAAACGUAGAAUACUUAAAGGGCUUAAAGUGAAUGAUGAAUUGGAGGAGAAGGUUAGUUUAUUGGAGGCUGAGAUUGGGGAAAAAGUAGUAGGCUUUGUUUGGAAUCCGCCAUGGAAGAAUCUUCCUCAAAGAUAUAAGCUCAUUGGAACUACAUCUCUGGCCUUCAUUAUUUGCAAUAUGGAUAAGGUGAAUCUGAGUGUUGCUAUAAUUCCGAUGUCUCACGAGUUUGGAUGGAAUUCAUCUGUGGCUGGAUUGGUGCAAUCAUCUUUCUUUUGGGGGUAUGCACUAAGCCAGUUGCCUGGAGGCUGGCUUGCUAAGAUAUUCGGAGGAAGAAAAGUUCUUGAGGUUGGGGUCCUGGCCUGGUCACUGGCCACAGCACUGGUUCCUAUUCUCGCUGGCUUUAUGCCUGGACUUAUUUUGUCCAGGAUAUUGGUUGGAAUGGGAGAAGGCGUUUCACCGUCAGCUGCUACUGAUCUGAUUGCCAGGACCAUACCAAUUGAAGAGCGCUCACGAGCAGUAUCAUUUGUUUUUGGUGGCUUGAGUGUUGGAAGUGUCUUAGGGCUUCUUUUGGCUCCUCCACUAAUACAAAGUUAUGGAUGGGAGUCUGUAUUCUACAUGUUUGGCUUCUUCGGUAUUACCUGGUUUCUAGGAUUUCAGUUUGUUAAAGAAGAUCAGCAUCUAUUUAGUGGUGAACUAUCAUGGCCUAAAUUUGACUCUUGGAAUAACUCAUGGAAUUCUUCUUUGGAGGAGUUGGGGGACCCAUUGACGGUAUGUGAAACUGUUAAUACUGUAGGUAGAUGUAAAUUGUUGUAGAUAAGAAUAUAAUAU